UAAAUGAAUUAAUUCUAGGGAAGCUGUGUUUAAUUUUUAUGUCAAUUGUCUGGAUGAAAUUUUUUUGUUUGUUAAUUAUUUGGUGGGUUUUAAUUCUUGGAGUGAAGACAUCUCAUUUGUUAAUAGUUGAAAAUGCUUAAAUUAUACCAUCAAAGGGUGUGGGGCAGUGGAUGGGGCUGCUCCUCCCUUAAUCAGAGUUCUGUAUGAAAAAAUCCUUCGUAAGAGUGAUUCCCCGGCUGGGCCCUACGCGGCGCGAAUCUGGAUUUUGUCGGGCUCCAAGGUGGGUACCGAACACCGGGUAGAAACCAAAAAAAGAAGAAGAAAAGCCUUGAAUUAUUGAUUCCGAGCGGUGUGGCGGUGUUGAGGCGUCUAAAUUACCAUGAAUUCAGGGAAAAAAAAGCUUCUUAAAGGUUGUCUUAAAUGGUGAUAUAUUGAAGUCUGAUAAGUUUCACCCUAAUUUUGGACGUUGUACGAAGAACUAAACUUACUAGAACUAGAGAAACAUGCAAUCAAAGUCCAAAAGUGCAAAUUGUGGGGAAGCCAGAACUUGUAAUGUUCCGAAUUCCAUUGUAUAUUCUGAAGCUUGGUGGAAUACUGCUGGCUAUAAUCCUGUUUCUCUUGGAUUGAUGCGGGGAAGUGCAUCAGAUUCGCCAUCACCGGCACAAUCUGUGGAUGGCCGGUCACAUUCUGAUGGUGGAGCCAAUGAUGAAGAUGAUGAUGCUCCUGAAAAAUUACAAAGUACCAUACCUAUGCAUUCGGAUGGGAGUUAUGCACAAGUAGAUCAGAAUUCACAGCCAAUUGCAACAAGCAUACCUCCAAAGGGUGAUGGGAGCCUGACACAGCCCCCACAGCUUGAACUUGUUGCACACUCAAUGGCAUGUGCUCCAAAUCUGUAUGCCGACCCAUACUACGUGGGAAUGAUGACACCUUUUGGUCAGCCUAUGGUCCCCCCUCAUGUACUUGAUAUGCAUCAUCCGAGGAUGCCUUUGCCCCAUGAAAUGGCUCAAGAGCCUGUUUAUGUCAAUGCCAAGCAGUAUCAUGGUAUUCUGCGCCGAAGAGAGUCACGUGCAAAAGCAGAACUUGAAAAGAAGCUGAUAAAAGUGAGAAAGCCAUAUCUUCACGAGUCGAGACAUCAGCAUGCCUUGAGAAGGGCAAGAGCUUCUGGAGGGCGUUUUGCGAAAAAGUCAGGUGCUGGUACUUCGAAGGGACCCAGUUCUGGUUCUGCUGUUUCUUCACAGUCUGUGCAUUCAUCAGGUUCUGAACCUUUGCCGUCCAGUGCUGCUGAUGUUCCAGAGUGGCAUAACCGUUAUUCAAAUGGUGGUUAUGGAAAACAAAGCAGCUUUCAGGAAUCGAAAUAUCAGUCCCAGUCUGCCCAGGUAGGGGAAGGAGGUUCGCGAUGGUAGAAAUAUCACAUCCAAACCAGAUCUUUGCUGUGUAGUGAGGCUUUAGUACCACGGCAGAGCAAAAGAAUCUUAUCUGACCAUAUCAGCAGUUAUAUGUUUCACUCUUGGCUGGUUCAAGCCUGGUGGCAAUUCAUCCUUGGCUUUUUAUUUGAAUGUUAUAGGAAGGAGAGGUAAUGUACAUAGUAGAUUCAGUUCUUCCCUUAUGUACAAAAAAAGGACUAGGACUAGAGUUGAAAAUGAAGAAUUCAGUAAGCAUAUGGCUAGCUGGUUAGUGUAGUUUAGAGGGGUGUAAGCUGUAUAGUUAUAGGUAUGCUGUAGACUUGUCCCAUUUCCUCUCGGGGGAUGGAAAGUUGUAGGUAGGUUGUAUACUUUUUAAACCUUUCCUUUCUGCUGCUGUAUUUUAGGAUCCUGAUUUCGUGGGAAUUUCGAGUUUGUUAUUUAAUUCGAUGAUAGUGGUAUCAUCUUUAUGGGCUUAAUGUGAUAACAAUAGAAUUUGGAGUUUAUUCCAAGUACA
Messenger RNA from Lycium barbarum (goji berry), 1917 nucleotides. Its product is annotated as nuclear transcription factor Y subunit A-1-like. The coding region runs from base 504 to 1403 and encodes 299 amino acids. Gene Ontology annotation, molecular function: DNA-binding transcription factor activity, RNA polymerase II-specific; RNA polymerase II cis-regulatory region sequence-specific DNA binding. The transcript has 6 exons. Gene Ontology annotation, cellular component: CCAAT-binding factor complex. Gene Ontology annotation, biological process: regulation of transcription by RNA polymerase II. NCBI's taxonomy places the organism in Eukaryota, Viridiplantae, Streptophyta, Magnoliopsida, Solanales, Solanaceae. The record is from RefSeq and is a predicted model, not a curated record.